Messenger RNA from Spirodela intermedia, 2275 nucleotides. The record is from the annotation of a GenBank genome assembly. Lineage: Eukaryota; Viridiplantae; Streptophyta; Magnoliopsida; Alismatales; Araceae.
AUGGGCUCCAGAGGACUGAUGAGGGGUAUCCUCCUGCUCGGCUGCCUGGUGACGCUCCUGCUGGCUCACGCUUCCGACGCUGCACCAGGUGAGACAGAAUCCACGCCUUUCCAUUAUAGAGAGAGAAGUAUGCGCACUAGAGAGAGAGAGAGAAGAGGGCAUAACCUGUUAUCUGUCUGAUCUUCGGCAGCAGCGGAAGGCGAGCUGCGGCCCUCGAGAACCGAUCCCUUGGACGGGUUCAGGAAAUACAGAGGAGGAUACAACAUCACCAACCUGCAUUACUGGAGUGUAUGCCAUCGCCCGCUUUCCUCCCUAGCUUUCAACUUUGGGUAGAUGGGUUCACAAGCCUUUCUCCUCUGACGCUUCCUCUUCUUCUCCUUCUUCAAGUCCGCCGUCUUCACCGGCGUCUAUGGCUACGGCAUGGCGGUCUUCUGGCUCCUGGCCGGCCUGGUCUACGCCACCGUCCUCCUCCUCUGCAGCUGCUUCACCGGCGACGGUGAGAAGCCCGGAAACCGCCAUCGUCCCUGCGAGAACAAGCGCUGCCUCUGGUUGCUCAUGCUCCCGGUCCUUCUCACUCUCCUACUAAUGUAAGAAGAAACCGUUUACCUGCCGCUGGUUGCCCGCCAUGGAAGUCCCACUGAAGCUCUAGCUUGUACUCUGGUUUUGCUGCUCAGAGCUUCCUCCGGAGUGGCGCUGGCAGGAAGCGCGGGGUUCCACUCCCGCGCCGGCGCCGUCAAGAGCAAGAUUGAAGAGACGGCGCGGGGGGCCUCUGAGACCAUCUUCAACGUGACUAGGUCUGUAAAGGAGAUCCGGGAAGAAGGGGAGCUCGCCAGCGGCCUCCACGUGUCGGCGGUCCUCGCCGCCGCGUCGGACAGGCUGGACGGCGACGCCUCGGGGCUGCAGAGGAAAGCGGAGAAGAACGUGCGGAUGAUCGGCAAAGGUCUCCAGAUAUUGUAAGUUCUUCGGCGUCCCUUUCUUCGGCUAUUCCUGUGAAGCUGAACUUGUGUGGGCUGGUUUCCUUCCUUCUCAGGCAUGCGACCACCAUCGCCAUUGUUUGUCUCGGUCUGGUGUUGGCUCUUGGUCUGCUGGGUAAGUGAAAGAAUCCAUUUCUUCUCAGAUUUUGGGGUCCCACCCACCAUUUAACUAACUAACAUCCCACAUCUCCGUCUUCCACAUCUAAUGCAGGGUCGGGAUUCUUCAAGCUCCGACGAACUUUCGUCCUGUAAGUAGCAAAACUCGAGCGCGCUUCGAUGACUGUUUCUGCAAAAAUAUGCCAUUUUGGUCACUAAUCUCGAGUGGUUUUCAUCGCCGCCCACAGGAUUCUGUGCCUCACCUGGGUGGUAACCUCCCUCUGCUGGGCGGACGCCGGGCUCUACUUCUUCGUCGACAGGUGACCACCAUUACGAAUUGGGGUUGAUAUGAUAGACCUUUGCGGUACCGGAGAUGAUGACCCAUUCCGGCCUCCAGGUUCGCCGGAGAUACGUGCGCCGCCCUCGAAGAGUUCCAGCGGGAUCCCGGCAACAGCAGCCUGGCCACCCUUCUCCCCUGCGACGACAAGCUCACAGCGAAGUGGGCGCUGCGGGACACCAGAGCUGGAAUUAGUGGUCUCAUAGACCAGAUCAAUAAAAAUAUAUCAGAGGUGCGCUCUUCCGCCUUUCCAGGCCUAGCGGACGUCUGCAAUCCCUUCUCGGCUCCGCCGGAGUUCACCUACCAGCCGGAGAACUGCUCCGCCGCCGAGAUAAGAAUAGGCGACAUUCCCCAGGUGAGGAAACCCUUCUUCUCCAUGGGCCACUGCCUCUUUUCCAGUCUUCAUCUGAGGUCAAGCUAAUAGGAGUCAUGUCCCCUGCAGAUCCUGAAGAGAUACGCCUGCUCUGGAGGAGACGGCGGGUCCUGCGGGGAAGGGGAGUUCAUAUCUGCCAAGGAAUACCGCGGGGUGCUGGUCUACACCACCUCGCUCCAGAACAUCCUCAACUCCUUCCAGGCCGUGGAGAACCUGGUGAACUGCCGAAUGGUGAAGGACGCCUUCGCUGAGAUCCUUCACGAGGAAUGCAGGCCGAUGAAGAGAUGGGCGCGGAUGGCGUGGACCGCCAUGGCAGUGCUGUCAGCAAUGGCUUCAUUGCUGGUUCUCUCCUGGGCGGCCAUCGCCGGCCACCACCGCCGCCACCGAUCCUCCGAAGUGGUUCAUCACCCAACAGAGAACCCCAGUCCAGCGAAGCAGUAUGAGAGCAGACCGGAGGCGGGCGCCGAGCAGAUGGCGUCCUUGCCGGAAGUGUAG